This is a messenger RNA of Electrophorus electricus (electric eel), 2805 nucleotides long. NCBI's taxonomy places the organism in Eukaryota, Metazoa, Chordata, Actinopteri, Gymnotiformes, Gymnotidae. The record is from RefSeq and is a predicted model, not a curated record.
AUUAUUAUGUCGUGUUUUUAUAUUACGCGAGUCCUGCACAUGGCAACGUUGUAUCUUGACUGCACGGUGGCUUAUCACCGAACUUACCGGCUCGUAAGAUAUGAAUGCAAUGGAGAAGAAACUGGCAGAGUAUAAAUGUGACACCAACGAAGCGAUAUGUUUAAAAUUAGUGCGUUUCCCAGAGGACGUAGACGAUGACAGCACAGCGUUCCAUCCUGAAUAUAGCCAUCAGCUGUUUGGCGAUGAUGAAGUAGCUUUUGGAUACAAAGGUCUUCAGGUUCAGCUGUAUUACAGUGCGGGCAACCUAAGCACACUCUUCAAAGUGAAGUACACUGCCAGAGUCACCGAGAAGUUUGAUUGUGUGGAGCCUGACGAUGUGGAGGGGAAGAUCAGAAAGAUCAUUCCCCUCGGCUUCUGCAGUAACUCCGAUGACUUUAUCUCUCUCUUGGAGAAGGAGGCCAACUUCAAGCCCUUUGGUAGCCUUUUACACACCUAUAAAGUUCACAGUGUGGAAGAGGGAGCAGACCUCACUUACCAGAUACACAAGGCUGAUCUUUCGUGUCCAGGGUUCAGAGAAUACCACGAGCGUCUCCAGACCUUCCUCAUGUGGUUCAUUGAGACAGCCAGCUAUAUUGACGUCGAUGACGACCGCUGGGACUUCUUCCUUGUUUUUGAGAAAUACAAUAAGGAUGGGGAGACUCUCUACGCUACGGUUGGCUACAUGACAGUGUAUAAUUACUACGUAUACCCAGACAAAACCAGACCACGUGUGAGUCAGAUGCUGGUCUUGCCUCCGUUUCAGGGUGAGGGUCACGGAGCUCAGCUGCUGGAAACAGUACACCGUUUUUACUGCAACUCGCCUAAAGUCCAGGACAUCACAGCGGAGGACCCGUCCGAGAACUACGUGAAGCUGCGUGACUUUGUGCUGGUGAAGAUGUGCAUGGCUCUCCCCUCCUUCUCCACGGAACAGCUGAGCCGGGGCUUCCGGGACGAGAUGGCCACAGAAGCGCGCGAGAAACUCAAGAUCAACAAGAAGCAUGCCAGACGCGUGUAUGAGAUCCUACGUCUACGAAACACAGACAUGAGUGAUGAGAAAAAAGCCAGGGACUUCCGGCUGGAGGUGAAGAAGAGACUCUUUGGGCCUUACAGGAAGAACCAGCGUGAGCUGACGAAGAUGCGCAAGUGUUUGCGUCCGGAGGAGCUGGCGUCCCACAUCAGCCAGAUGGACACAAGGCUGCAGCACGAAGAACUGGAGAAGAGCUACCAGGAAGUGUUGGGAGAGUACCGCAGAGUCCUCGAAAGACUGGCACAGGCAUGAGCACCUGCGCAUGGAGGGGUUACUGGAAGACCCAGGGGGUUACUGGAAGACCCAGGAGAAUCUUGGGUCUGUCUGGGACUAUAGUAGAGUGCUCACAAACGCGUAAAUACACACACACACACACACACACACACACACACACAUCUGCCAACAAUUCCCCCCCACACCUUGGCUUGGCCCCAUUUGAGUGUAACACUGAUGUUAAUGGCAUAACUUCACCUGUUAGCUCUGGGGCGGUCACUUGGACACAUCACUGAUGACGCCGUUACAGACCAGACCUCCUCUGGCAAGUUUAGCUUUUUAUUGGUUAUUUCUCUUCUUUUUUCCCCUCUUAUUUCAUUAUUGUUUUUGAUCUAAAGAUGUGUGGGUUUUGAAGCACUUCCUGUAAAAAACAAACAAACAAAAAGAAUAAAUGUUUUGUAUAUUGCUCAGUUGUGUGCUGGAUUUGUUCAUAAAGUCAGAAUUAAGGUCACGUUGUGCCUCUACCUGCGUGCACACAGACCUGCACUAAGCGUUAUUUUCUAUUUAACUCUUAAUUUCUAUAACUUUACAUUUUCACUCAGGGAUGUUUAUAUCCAUCGGUUCUAUUUAGGGCUGGCCCAAAUACCGUUUUACAGACUUCAAACACUCUGGUGUUUUCAACCUCGCACAUGAACUGAACGUUCUGGGCGACCUCUGAAAAUCUUUAAUGCAUGUGCGGAUGGGGAUCUUGUAUUGCAUCAGACUUCUUGUGCAACAAAUCUUACACAAUAAGUAUUUUUCUCCCCAUCCAAAAGUGUUCAGUGUUCCCACACAGCUGGUUUCUUUAGUAUCUUUGCCCUUUCAGGCUUUAACGUUCGUGUGGAGAGCUGAGCUUUGUGCUUUGCUCUCGUUCUCUUUUUGCAUUGCCAUUUGCUAACAAAAUGUAUUAACAUGUAGGAUGCAUUUCCUACGGGUUUUGUUUUAAAUGAACUUUAGGAUACUGAAUUGUGAUUCAAAUACUGAUAUGAACAAAUAUCUUGAAUAUUCAGAUUGUUUAUGCCAGCCUGGUGUUAAUCUUCUGUGUUAAACAUCGUGUCAGCCCAAAAAAUAAUAAUAAAAUCAAGUAAAACCCUUGCUUGUUUUUAAGAUCAUUUCAUAUUCACAGGUCAGAUUUGUUCCUCUACUGUUGCCAACAUGGUUUCAUUCAGCAAAGAAAACUUGCCUGUAUAGGCCUGCUUAAAUAACCUAUGUAAGAAUGAACAAGCUUAUUGAGAGUUAAGCUAAUUUUAAACUAACACUUUAAUAUAUUUUGAUUUUCAGUUUAAUGUUGAAAGGUAUGACUUCUGUUUAAGGAUUGUUUGUUUUUUUUUAAAUGUAUGCUUGCUUGAUUUUUGCAUGCCGUGAAAUAAAUUGAGCCUUAUUGAUGAAGUGAUGAAACGUCUUGAUUAGGUUAUUGUGUUGUCCCUGUGGUUUCCUGUUUUAUACAAGUGCUUUCAACUUAAGCAAUUAAAAAAAAAAAAAAAAAA